Messenger RNA from Vicia villosa (hairy vetch), 468 nucleotides. RefSeq lists its product as uncharacterized. The transcript is spliced from 2 exons. The coding region runs from base 1 to 468 and encodes 155 amino acids. The record is from RefSeq and is a predicted model, not a curated record. NCBI's taxonomy places the organism in Eukaryota, Viridiplantae, Streptophyta, Magnoliopsida, Fabales, Fabaceae.
AUGAUUCUGGUGGGGUACCACAGUACAGAUAAACUAGAACUUGAAAGUUCUGAAGAAGAGUCAGAGUCAGAAGAUGAUUCUGAAGACUCUGAAGUUGAGUUAGAUGGUGAAAUUGAUUUUGAUCCAGAUGUUGAAUCUGGUGGUGAUCGUGUUUCUGGAAGGGAAAACUCUGAAGACGUAGGUUCUAGAGGACAAGCUUCUGAAGAUGACCAUGUUUCUGGUGGUAAUCAUUACGUUGAAGGUGGAACUUCUGAAGGCAGAGCUUCUGCAGGUAGUCCAGCUUCUGACGGUGGUCAUGAUUCUGAAGGUGGAACUUUUAAAGGAAAAGCUUCUAAAGGCAAUCCAACUUUUGAAGGCGGUACUUUUGAAGGUAGUGGUUCUGGACGAGGUCCAGAAGUUAACAAAGGUGUAGCUUCUUGUGGUAGUCGUACUUCUGAAGAAUGUCCAAAAGAAGAUACAGUUCCAUAA